Fonsecaea erecta is the source of this 1599-nucleotide messenger RNA. RefSeq lists its product as hypothetical. Lineage: Eukaryota; Fungi; Ascomycota; Eurotiomycetes; Chaetothyriales; Herpotrichiellaceae. The record is from RefSeq and is a predicted model, not a curated record. The transcript has a single exon. Bases 1 to 1599 code for a protein of 532 amino acids.
AUGGUUCCAAGUGCGACUGGCACCAGCGAUAGCAGUUCUCGAAGCUUCAGAGUCAGUCCUGACCAGAGCACGACCUCGUUUCUCUCAAACGAGACGGCAAUUUCGGCCAUCAGCGGUAUUCCAACUUCUUCGACGAGCUCGUCGCCCAGUAACGUAACGUCCAGUACUAGCAAUAUCACACCUACACCAACACCAACCAGCUCUCUGAUCACCAACACAACACUGGCCUCCCAUGAGAGUACUCUUGCAGCUUCUUCCUCUCAAUCGACCACUUCUAUAACAUAUGGAACCACCACGUCGAGCCUUUCCAACGUCUCUUCAACAACAACCACAACGCUUCGGUCCACUACAACGAUCUGGUCCCCACCUCCUUUCAAUGUCUCGUGUUCCUAUUUAACGGGCUCAGGUUGCGGUCCAUACAACGCCACGGCCCCGGCAUGGGCGACAGGAAGGCCUAGUAAUGGCCCAUUAUGGACCAAUGUUUCCUCGCCAGCUUGGGGAUACACCCUACCGCUUGAGACGGACACGUCGUCAGAAGGUGGUGGCACUGUGAUUACUAUCACUAUUGAGGCUACACCAGCACCAAUUACACCUUCUCCCAUAACUCCACCACCAGAGGAGAUCACAGUGACGGCUAUCGUUCCGGAAAAUUAUAAUCAUACCUCAUCCUCCACCUCUGGCCAAGGCACAACACUGCUGAGUGGCACAGGCUUCGAAACCUCUGCGAUAUGGCCAGCUGAGUCUGCACCCAUCACCAUGACAAUUGUGAUAGGCAGCAAUGUGACAAGCGUAGUAUCGGAGAGUCAACCAUUGGUUUCAACGACGUCACCUUCCAAUUCGUCUAUCGUCUCGGCAGUAUCAAAUCCAGCUGCCACAAGUGGCUCCGGAUCACAAGGAGCCUCUCUUACAGCCUCAGAAUCAUCUACUAUUAAUGCAACGACAACCAGCACAGGAUCGUCUCCUAGCAAUUCAACAGUGACAGGGUCAUUCAACGCCACUACAGCGUCAGCUCCCGGCGGCAACUCGGGUCUUCCACCAGCAAGCAUAACCUCGUCGCCAUACUGGACCAAUGCCACAAGCGGCACGCCGUGUUCCCUGACGCCUUCGUACCUGUGGCAGGACUGGAACUGGACGGCGCCUUCGGCUCCGACCUCCGCCGGCAAUUCCGACACUGCAAACAGUACCUCCACGUCGACCGGGAGCCCAGCAAGAAUGUCUCAACCAACCGCGGUCAGCUCUUCUAAUGCUACUACCAAUCAGCCAACACCUCCUUCCUCGACAGACACGUCGCCCACAGGGGACAACUCCACAAUUACUUCUGCUGGUCCUCCCGUGGGCAUACUACCUACACCCAUCCCUCCAGCAAGCGGCCAGCAGACCAAUGGCACGGCAAUCCCGACGACAGGCGAUUGGUUUGCGCUGAGUACCUUCGGCGACGGCAGUGUGUUGACGACAUUCGUGACGCAUUUUGGUCCCGCGUUCUCGACCUCGUCGGAGUUUGGCUACAAUGCCGCGAUCAGCUCUCCGUCACCGGUGGGACAUCAUAUUGUCGUUCCUCCAAAGAAGAUGGCCGCCUGGGCGAAGAUGGACGACGUGUGA